GAACAGAAGCGAGUUAGUCGCGAAGGUGGAACGCGCGUGUACCGUGUACCGUGUAACUUGGGUGUACCGUGUAUCGAUACAAAGAGAGAGAGAGAGAGAGAGGACAGAGAAAACAACAACGAGCAAACAGCAGAGACUUGCUUCGAAGCCGAGAAGUCGAGUCGGCGAACCGAACGCAUACCGCUCACCGAUUCCAAAGUCCGCCGGUAGGCUCAGUUGUCUCCGAACCCCCGAACAGUUCGGAUGUAGCUUCAACAUUUUCGACUUUUCAUUUUCGUAAACAACGUUCCGUGCUCGUUGUCGCGCUCGUGGUCGUGCUGAAAUUCUACACGAGUUAUUCAUUCGUCAAUAAAUCUCACGGAAACGCGGAGUGUGCUCGAAGUAACCGAUCGAAGCCGUCUUUCCAUUUGAAUUUUUUCAUUUUUCUCUCUCUCUCUAUUUCACAAUAUUCAACAAUCGUCGAAUCGCUAUUAGAAGGAAGAAGAGUGUCGAAACCGCGUACACGAAGAAAUUGGCAGAAAGUUGGAAAGCAUUGGAAACGGAAUUGAUCAGCUGGACUCUGAGAAAGGAUCGAACCGUUAAGACGUAGCAGCCACGUAGAAUGGUAGCAUCGCAACACGACGGUACCAGAAGUGUCGGCGGAGGUGGCGGAGGUGGCGGAGGUGGCGAUGGUGGAGGCGGCGGUGGCGAUGAAACGGUGUACACGGUAACCGUGAGUGGUGUCGGUUACAGAAACGAGGGUUACAAGGACGAUGGUACGGACGGUAUACCACCGGAACCGCAUAAACCACCUCAAUUAUCGUCCACCGACGACGACACUCAAUCGAGAAAGUUCAAGCUGUCCCGUAGCGAGAAAUGGCGUAUAUUAAAGAACAUUGGUACCGUGUCCAUCGCGUUUAUGGUUCAGUUCACUGCGUUUCAGGGAACAGCGAAUCUUCAGUCCUCUAUAAACGCUAGUGACGGUUUGGGUACGGUAUCCCUGUCGGCCAUAUACGCGGCGUUGGUGCUAUCAUGCAUCUUCGUACCCACGUUCGUUAUCAAGAGGCUCACCGUGAAAUGGACCCUAUGUGUGUCGAUGUUGUGUUACGCACCGUACAUUGCCUCCCAGUUCUAUCCCAAGUUUUACACAUUGGUACCAGCCGGGGUGCUCCUAGGCCUUGGCGCUGCGCCCAUGUGGGCGGCUAAGGCUACCUACCUCACUCAGGUCGGCGGUGUAUACGCGAAACUAACCGACCAACCCGUCGACGCCAUCGUCGUCAGGUUCUUCGGCUUCUUCUUCUUGGCCUGGCAGACGGCUGAACUUUGGGGGAAUCUCAUAUCUUCGCUCGUACUCAGCGAGGGUGAAUUCGGCAGCGGUAAAGGGAACAGCACCACUAAUUCGGACAAGAUCAAACUCUGCGGUGCUGAUUUCUGCGUCGUCGGGAACGGAGGCCACGACACCUUGGAACGUCCUCCUGAAUCCGAGAUCUACGAAAUUUCGGCGAUCUAUCUAACAUGUGUGAUCAUCGCGGUGAUAAUCGUCGCUCUGUUCGUCGAUCCUCUGUCCAGGUAUGGUGAGAAGCAACGAAAGGUUGAUAGUCAAGAACUGAGUGGUAUACAGUUGCUUUCUGCAACAGCUUAUCAGCUGAAGAAACCGUAUCAGCAGCUUCUCAUACCGAUCACAGUAUGGAUAGGAAUGGAACAGGCGUUCAUCGGAGCAGACUUUACACAAGCAUACAUCUCGUGUGCAUUAGGCGUGCACAAAGUAGGCUACGUAAUGAUCUGUUUCGGUGUCGUGAACGCCGCCUGUUCCCUGCUCUUUGGCUCUCUGAUGAAAUUCGUCGGCAGACAGCCGCUUAUGGUGCUAGGUGCAAUCGUCCACGUUAGUCUUGUCGUCGUGCUACUCCACUGGAAGCCGAACCCUGAAAACCCUUACGUUUUCUACACGGUUUCCGGAUUGUGGGGAGUCGGUGAUGCCGUAUGGCAAACACAAGUUAACGGUCUCUACGGUACGCUGUUCAGGCGUAACAAGGAAGCCGCGUUUUCGAACUACAGAUUAUGGGAGAGUGCAGGUUUCGUGAUAGCGUACGCUUACAGCACCCACCUGUGCGCCCGUAUGAAGCUGUACGUGAUGUUAACGGUGUUACUUAUCGGCACGAUCGGCUACAUCAUAGUCGAGCUGUUGCACAGGCGUAAACAGAAAAGGCUGAAGGCUAUCGCGGAGGAUCCGAAGGCGGCCCAAGCGGAGGCUAACCAAGUGGAAGAGACGGACGAUGAAAAGGACGAUAUCGACGACGAUAUCAUUAUCACUCAUCUUUGAACAACCGCUCAGUGUUUGGGCUUGAUCGACUCUUUACCAUUUGCUUAAUUUUUUUUUUUUUUUCAUUCAUCCUUAUCGCUUCGCUAUAAUAACGAGCACGGGAAGCUUUCCAUGGCGACGUAUCGGCUCUCCGAAUGCGUUCAAGAACAAUGGAGAUAUCCGUAUGGCAAGCAAAUUACGUGUUCGUCUAUUAUCGUUCAAUUUUUCGAAGCAUAAGGACGAUCUUGACCGAGAAUUUUGUCGAACAUCAAUCGUUCGACGGGUCACGUAUCCGAGUAAUACUUGAAAAGUUUAAGUACAUUUUUAAUUUUCAAUUUUCCACGUUGGAUAUACAACGUUCUUUCUCCUCCUUUCUUCUCUGUUUCAUUUUCAUCAAGGGAACGUACUGUUUCUGUUUUUGAAACGUUGACAAAGAUAACUGUUCUUUUCUUUUUUCUUUUGUGGAAAAGGACCCGUGACAGAUUUAUAGGUCAUGGAAACACCGUGUUAGUGUGUUAGCUUCAUCUGAUUUCAUAGCCUCCAUUAUUAAUCGAAUUACUUGCCUUCAGGGUGCUAGAAGCGCGUCCCGACUCCGCGCACUCCUCCUUCCGCGUUUUCAUUCGAAGCUUUGGGAGAUGGAAUAGCGCGAAAAGAGUAAGAAAUUAAGAAAAGAAUUCAACAUCGGUAACAUCUUCAUUUUACCACUAGGUGGAAGCGCUUCGUAGCAACUUGCCAUUAAGUUUCUUCGUUUUCUUUUUCUUUUUAAUCGGCAUUAUCUGUCCCAGUUGUUGUGAUAAAGAUCGGAACUUCCAAAAGGACGAUUCGAUCGUGAAUCCGCUUAUUUUGUACAUAUAUAUACACACGGAUUAGCAAUUGUAUAUGAAGAGAAAUGGAUGUUCCAUGAAUGGACGUGAUAAAGCUUCUUUUUUUUUUGUAUCCUGACCAUGGAUGCAGUCAGAGAUCGAUAAACGAGCUUGUCAAACGAAUCAAAUUUCGAGCAUUAAGAGAGAACCGAUCAGACAUUGAUAGAUUUCAUAGUAAAUCGACAGACUCGAGGCGAGUAUUCUUUUUUAAAAUUUCUCUUUUCUUUCCGGAGGAAGCUGAAACAGGCUGGGUCUGUUGUGAUCGUGCAUCGUUUUAUCCGACUAAUACAAUGAAGCAAACGCAAUGGAAUUGUUCUUAACAUUAUUGUCACGCUCUAAAUUGGAAUUACGAAUCGUCGCGAUUCCUGUUGUAAGCGUGCACGUGUAUCAUUGAAAAGAUCUUCAUCAUUAGAAAGAGUAUAUCGAAGGUUAAUGACUUUUAGUGGUAGACGUUUAAGGAUCAUCAUUGUAGUCGAUAAUUUAACGUUUAAGUACACGACAGAAAUGAACAUGUUCUUUUUUUUUUUUAUAGUAUCACACUGUGUCUGUUACAUUGAAAGGUAAAAAUAAUAGGAGAGUAGACAAUGUUUGACUUAUUAGUGGAGAGAUCAUUCGAGAAAUCGGUUGUUGUGCUGUUGAAUUUGGAUAGAAAGAAGUCGAUGAAUCCCGCGGUGGAAAACGUAUGGGUAUUCGUUCUAUCCCGAUCACAUUGAAUCAGUAUUUGUUACACAAAUCGAAUUACUAUUAUUAUGCGUUAGUUUUUAUUAUGUAUGAUGAACAUACUGACCUACUGUAUUGUAAUAGCCUCUCUUUCUCUCAACAGUAUGUAAUUCCGUCCACCAAUCGAUAAGAUUGCUCAAGAAUCUUUUAACAUAAGAUUAGAGUACCAAUAAAACGUAUGUCGCACUUACAUUUCAUUUUUUUUUUAUAUAUAGAUAUACAUAUAUAUGUUACCAUCUCGAUGGAACAAUAGACGGUUCUCAAUUUUUUCUUUUUAUUUUAUUCAAAAUAAGAGAUAAAAAUUUGAACAUAAUUUCAGGAAAUCUGUGUCUUCCAUCGAAUGGCACGAUUUCUUCUGUUUUUCUCUUUCUAUUUCUUUUUUUUGUCAAUAGUUCAGUAGAAUUAGAUAGACGGACCAGAGAGAUAUAUAUUUUUUUUUAAUGCCUUAACGACAUAUAUUUGUAUAAAAAAAAAAAUAAAUAAACAGAGGAUGGAAUAUUUAAGAAAACUAUGUUAAGAAUACUCGUUCACAAAUGUAUAGAAAAUAUUCACGCGUAUCGUGUUAAUUCUUCUUCCUUUUUCGUUGAUAAAAAACCGAAUGUAAUGUUUCAUUAGAGAAUCUGUGUAACGGAGGAUCCAUCUUCGUUGUUAUUUGUUAUUUGUAAUAUCUUCUAAUGCGAAUACGAAUAAAUCGAGUAACGAUAAAUA
Molecule: messenger RNA, 4569 nt
Organism: Osmia bicornis bicornis
Lineage: Eukaryota; Metazoa; Arthropoda; Insecta; Hymenoptera; Megachilidae
Product: UNC93-like protein
Exons: 6
Coding region: 602-2299 (565 amino acids)
Biological process (GO): regulation of muscle contraction; regulation of potassium ion transport
Cellular component (GO): striated muscle dense body; plasma membrane
Molecular function (GO): potassium channel regulator activity
Source: RefSeq, a predicted model, not a curated record